Centrocercus urophasianus (Greater sage-grouse) is the source of this 3758-nucleotide messenger RNA. Its product is annotated as chromodomain-helicase-DNA-binding protein 1-like. The record is from RefSeq and is a predicted model, not a curated record. Bases 1 to 2595 code for a protein of 864 amino acids. Lineage: Eukaryota; Metazoa; Chordata; Aves; Galliformes; Phasianidae. The transcript has 18 exons.
AUGAAAGAUGGACUGUGUGGACAACAUUUUCUUAGCGAUUAUGCCAUCAUAGCAGCUGUAAAACACUCAACACCUUUUAAUAAGGAAGAGUUAUCAGCAAUUUUGAAGUUUGGUGCUGAGGAACUUUUUAAAGAACCUGAAGGGGAGGAAGAGGAGCCUCAGGAGAUGGAUAUAGAUGAAAUCCUGAAGAGGGCUGAAACUCGAGAAAAUGAGUCAGGCCCAUUAACUGUAGGAGAUGAGUUACUUUCACAGUUCAAGGUAGCUAACUUUUCCAAUAUGGAUGAAGAUGACAUUGAGUUGGAACCAGAACAAAAUCUAAGAAACUGGGAAGAAAUCAUUCCAGAAGUCCAGUGGCGACGAAUAGAAGAAGAGGAAAGACAAAAAGAACUUGAAGAAAUAUAUAUGCUUCCAAGAAUGAGAAACUGUGCAAAACAGAUCAGCUUUAACGGAAAUGAAGGGAGAUGCAGUAGGAGCAGAAGAUAUUCUGGAUCUGAUAGUGAUUCCAUCUCAGAAAGAAAACGACCAAAAAAACGUGGACGACCACGAACUAUUCCCCGUGAAAUCAUUAAAGGAUUUAGUGAUGCAGAGAUUAGACGAUUUAUCAAGAGUUACAAGAAAUUUGGUGGCCCACUUGAAAGGUUAGAUGCUAUAGCUAGAGAUGCUGAGCUAGUUGAUAAAUCUGAAACAGACCUUAGACGUCUGGGAGAACUUGUACAUAAUGGAUGCAUUAAGGCUUUAAAUGAUAAUGACUUUGGCCAAGGAAGAACAGGUGGUAGAUUUGGGAAAGUUAAAGGCCCAACAUUCCGAAUAUCAGGAGUGCAGGUGAAUGCAAAGCUAGUCAUUUCUCACGAAGAAGAGUUGGCACCAUUGCAUAAAUCCAUUCCUUCAGAUCCAGAAGAAAGGAAAAGAUAUGUCAUCCCAUACCACACCAAAGCAGCUCAUUUUGAUAUAGAUUGGGGUAAAGAAGAUGAUUCCAAUCUGUUAAUAGGUAUCUAUGAAUAUGGUUAUGGAAGUUGGGAAAUGAUAAAAAUGGAUCCUGAUCUCAGUUUGACACAGAAGAUUUUACCUGAUGAUCCAGAUAAGAAACCCCAAGCUAAGCAAUUACAGACUCGUGCAGACUACCUCAUUAAAUUACUGAAUAAAGACCUUGCAAGAAAGGAAGUGCAGAGACUUGCUGGUGCAGGCAAUUCAAAGAGGAAAAAAACAAGAAGUAAGAAGAAUAAAGCAAUAAAGACUGCAAAAACAAAAGAAAUAAAGAAUGACUCCUCAUCACCACCCUCAGAAAAAUCUGACGAGGAUAAUGAGGAUGAGAUUGUUUCAGUGAAAUAUCCACAUAAAAAAAUAAAAGCAGAAAAAGAAAAUGAAGAAAAAGAUGAGCCAGAUGUUGGUAUAAAGAAGGAAGCUGGAGAAAAAAGAGAGACAAAAGAAAAGGAAAAUAAGAGGGAUUUGAGAAGGGAGAAAAAAGAAAAAGAGGAUAAGAAAGAAUUAAAAUAUAUUAAAGAAAAGAGAGAAAACAAAGUAAAAGAAUUCACACAGAAAGUAAAAGAAGUAAAGGAAGAGAAGGUAAAUGAAAUGAAAUCUGAAUAUAAAGAAAAAAAUAAAAAAGUUCCAUUAUUGGAUAUUCCAGUUCAUAUUACUGCAAUUAGUGAACCAGUUCCUAUAUCUGAUGAAUCUGAAGAACUGGAUCAGAAGACAUUCAGUGUGUGCAAAGAAAGAAUGAGGCCUGUUAAAGCAGCAUUGAAACAACUGGAUCGACCAGAGAAAGGCCUUUCUGAAAGGGAACAGCUGGAACAUACGAGACAGUGCCUAAUCAAAAUUGGGGACCAUAUUACUGAAUGUUUAAAGGAGUACACAAAUCCUGAACAAGUUAAACAGUGGAGAAAAAACUUGUGGAUUUUUGUCUCUAAGUUUACAGAAUUUGAUGCCAGAAAGUUGCACAAACUAUAUAAACAUGCAAUCAAAAAACGCCAAGAAUUUCAGCAACACAAUGACCAGAACAUUGCUGCUAAUGUGAACACACAAGCAAUAAGAAAUCCAAAUGUGGAAAGACUAAAAGAGAAUACAAACCAUGAUGAUAGUAUCAGGGACAGUUAUUCUUCUGACAAACAUUUGUGUCAGUACCAUGAUCAUCAUAAGGACAGAUAUCAGGGAGAUACUUAUAAGAAAAGUGACUCAAGGAAAAGGCCCUAUUCAGACUUCAGCAAUGGAAAAGAUCAUAGAGACUGGGAUCACUACAAACAAGACAGCAGAUGCUGUAGUGAUAGUAAGCAUAGAAAGUUGGAUGACCAUAGAAGCAGAGAUCACAAGUCAAACCUAGAAGGAAGUUUAAAAGACAGCAGGCCUCAUUCAGAUUACCGUUCCCAUUCAGACCACAGGAUACAUUCAGAUCACCGUUCCACUUCAGAAUACAGCCAUCAUAAAUCUUCCAGAGAUUAUAGAUACCACUCAGACUGGCAAAUGGACCACCGAGCUUCUGGUAGUGGCUCAAGGUCACCAUUAGAUCAGAGGUCUCCUUAUGGUUCAAGAUCUCCAUUUGAACACUCAUCAGAUCACAAAAGUACACCUGAACAUACAUGGAGUGGCUGGAAAACAUAACAAAGACUGACAUUUUCUGGACCUUCUUUUAGCCAUAUACAGUAAACUAACACAGUAAUUGCCUUAUCUGACUUGAAAGACUGGAUAUUCUAUCAGUAGCAGUAUUGUUACUUCUUCCCAGGAUGCAAGGUCUAUUAUUCCAUCAAAAAAAAAAAAAAAUUUUUGUAUUUAAACUUUAUGCUGCACAGUGCUGCAAAUGCUGUGGCACUUUUUUUUUUUUUUUUUAAGAAAUUAAAACUGUUUACUUUUACAGGGACCUCAAUACUGCCCUGUUCAGACUGGAUCUUAUAAAACUGUUUUUAGGCAGAAUGCAGUUGAAAUUGUUUGUAAAUUAAUUUUUAGGCACUGACAUGUGAUCUUGUUUCAAGAAAGAAUGAGAAAUUUGCUGUUUUCUUAGUAAAGAAUUCUCAAGGAUUUUGUUCACUUUCCAAAGCUACAUGUUUACAUCGUACACUGCAACCACCUAGCGGCUUUUCAUCACAAGCUUGAAUAUUUAAAUUCUUACCUGUAACUGUAAAAUAGCUAGGAUUUCUCCUGUUUGUGAUCAGAUAUUAUAAAGCCUUUUUACAAUAAAUAAAUUUAAGUGGCUGCAAAUAAAUUAAAUUUUUCUUCCAUUUUGCUUGUUCCUUUCCCUACCAACUUAGGCCUUCCUCUCACAAGUAUUCAAAACAGGCAGUGUACUAAUUAUUUUUAAUAAAAAAAAAUAGCUUGAUGAAAUCACUGUUCAGAAUGUAGAAAAGGAACACUUUUCUUGUAUUUAGUGCCCAUUUUUCUUUGAUACUUCAGAUAAAUGUUUUGGGGUUUCAUUCUAGUUAGCUUUUUUUUUUUUCUGUCAAUUUUUUCUGUCAAACUGUCAAUAUUGUUAUUUGUUGUAGCAAAAUGGUGGGAAAUAGUCAAAUUGUUUUCUGGAAAUGUUUUUAAGUCCAUUGGUUUUAAAGGAGGAGUGUUCAAUAUCUGAACAGUGAACUUCAGAAUCCAAAGUAGCCAAAAUUGAUUGUACAUCCAUUUGUUUUCCAUCUUAAAAUGGGCAAUAAUGUCAAAUGUACUAUGUGGCCAGCUGAUAUUUUAGAAAAUUUGAAUGACUUCAAUAGAAUUGUUGUAAUGCACAUUGAUUGUACAUAGACAACAUCUAUCUGACAAAAUAAAUUUAAAAGGAUAUGCGA